UCCCUCUCCUUUUAAAUUCCCUUCUCUUCUUCUCCUCCAAACUCCCCCCAACUUUCUACUCUCUCUAGAAAAUCAUGCAACAAGCAAUUCAAUACAGAACUUGGUUACCCAAUCAAUCAGAAACCCACCAAACCACUAGCCGUCAAUCAUCAUCGUUAAAAAUGGUUGAUAUUAAUCUCGAAGACCCAUUGAAGAAAGGUGCAAUGAAGAUCAGUGAUGGCUAUAGUAGUAGUAGGGGUAAACUGGAAGCAAGAAUCAAAGGUUUAGUAUUAGAAAACGCAGUAUUAAUAUUUGGAAGACGUGGGUGUUGUAUGUGUCAUGUUAUGAAACGCUUAUUAUUAGCGUUAGGUGUUAAUCCUACUGUUUAUGAAGUUAUUGAGGAAGCUGAUGAAAUAUCUGUCAUCAAUGAAUUAUUAUCAGUCAUUGAGACUCACAAUAAUGAUCAUAAAGGUAAUAAAGAGACGCAUAGCGAUUAUAGUGAGCUUCAGUUUCCAGCUGUAUAUAUUGGUGGGAAAUUAUUUGGUGGUUUAGAUAGACUUAUGGGUGCUCAUAUCACUGGUGAAUUAAUACCUAAGUUGAAACAAGCUGGUGCUUUGUGGCUUUAAUCAGAAACUCUAAAUGUCAAGAGAAAUGUAGAGAGUUAAUUGAGGACAAACCUAAUGACUUGAUUAAUCUUUGCAAUUUAAUUUGUAAACUUUGUAAUUUUGUUUUCUCCCAUUCUUUUUCUUUUCCUUUCUUUUAUUUUUGCCUUCGAUUAUUUUUUGGACUUUAAGAUUAUAAGAUUCUAUGAAUAACGACGAAGUAUUCUCUUCAA
Molecule: messenger RNA, 814 nt
Organism: Papaver somniferum (opium poppy)
Lineage: Eukaryota; Viridiplantae; Streptophyta; Magnoliopsida; Ranunculales; Papaveraceae
Product: glutaredoxin-C9-like
Exons: 1
Coding region: 75-605 (176 amino acids)
Source: RefSeq, a predicted model, not a curated record